Molecule: messenger RNA, 3078 nt
Organism: Lottia gigantea (owl limpet)
Lineage: Eukaryota; Metazoa; Mollusca; Gastropoda; Lottiidae
Exons: 26
Coding region: 1-3078 (1025 amino acids)
Biological process (GO): RNA catabolic process; maturation of 5.8S rRNA
Cellular component (GO): nucleus
Molecular function (GO): RNA helicase activity; RNA binding; ATP binding
Source: RefSeq, a predicted model, not a curated record
AUGGCCGAUGCAUUUGGUGGAGACCUGUUUGAUGUUUUUGAAGAUUCUAGUAAUGCAUCAAAGUCAGAAAAAUCUUCGAAGACUAAGAAAAAGGAUAGCGAUGAGAAGAGUCAAGAAGACCUUCUGCACCAAAUAAUACAGAAAAGACCUGUACAAGAAUCAUCACAAGAUGAAGAGACAGAGACUAAGAAACAGAAAACUAUGGUGGAUGAAAUCAGUACAUUUGAUACUAUCCCUAGAAUACAGAUUCAUACUGUAGAAACAGUUGAGGCCUGUUUACACGAGGUUGCUAUUCCACCAGAUGCAGAAUUUACACCAUUGAAACCUCCACCUGAUAAACCUGCCCAAGAAUAUCCAUUUAUUUUGGAUCCUUUUCAAAAGGAAGCUAUAUUAUGUCUCGAGAAUUAUCAGUCUGUUUUAGUUUCUGCUCAUACAUCAGCUGGUAAAACUGUGGUAGCAGUGUAUGCUAUAGCCAUGUCAUUACGAGAAAAACAAAGGGUUAUCUAUACCUCACCUAUUAAAGCUUUAAGUAAUCAGAAAUAUCGAGAACUAUAUGAAGAAUUUCAAGAUGUAGGAUUAAUGACUGGUGAUGUUACUAUUAAUCCAACUGCCAGUGUUUUAGUUAUGACUACAGAGAUUUUAAGAAGUAUGUUAUAUAGAGGAUCUGAGAUAAUGAGAGAAGUGGCUUGGGUUAUAUUUGAUGAAAUUCAUUAUAUGAGAGAUAAAGAGCGUGGAGUAGUAUGGGAAGAAACCAUCAUAUUAUUACCAGAUAAUGUACAUUAUGUAUUUCUAUCAGCUACUAUACCUAAUGCCAGACAGUUUGCUGAAUGGAUUUGUCAUCUUCAUAAACAGCCAUGUCAUGUGGUAUAUACAGAUUACAGACCUAUUCCCCUACAACAUUAUUUAUUUCCUUCUGGUGGAGAUGGUUUACAUCUUGUGGUGGAUGAAUCUGGAGAUUUUAGAGAAGAGAAUUUUAACACGGCUAUGUCAGUUUUAAAGGAUGCUGGAGAUGCUGCUAAGGGAGAUCAGAAAGGAAGGAAGGGUGGAUCUAAAGCCCAAGAUUCAAAUUGUUUUAAAAUAGUGAAAAUGAUAAUGGAGAGGAAUUUUGCUCCUGUUGUUGUAUUUAGUUUUAGUAGAAAAGAAUGUGAAGGAUAUGGUAUGAGUAUGGCCAAACUAGAUUUUAAUACAGUUGAAGAGAAGAAGUUAGUAGAAGAAGUGUUUAAUAAUGCUAUUGAUGCCUUGUCUGAUGAAGAUAAAAAAUUACCUCAGGUAGAACAUGUAUUACCAUUAUUAAAGAAAGGUGUUGGAAUCCAUCAUUCUGGUUUAUUACCAAUACUUAAAGAAACUAUAGAAAUAUUGUUUUCAGAGGGUUUGAUCAAGGCCUUAUUUGCCACAGAGACAUUUGCCAUGGGAUUAAAUAUGCCAGCAAGAACAGUCUUAUUUACAAGUGCUCGGAAAUUUGAUGGAAAAGAUUUUCGCUGGUUAACGUCUGGAGAAUAUAUACAGAUGAGUGGUAGGGCUGGACGUCGUGGUCUAGAUGAACGUGGUAUUGUUAUUCUCAUGAUUGAUGAAAAAAUGAGUCCUGAUGUUGGUAAAAAUUUACUGAAGGGUUUACCUGAUCCAUUGAACAGCGCUUUUCAUCUAACCUAUAAUAUGGUAUUAAAUUUAUUACGUGUUGAAGAAAUAAAUCCUGAAUAUAUGUUAGAAAGAAGUUUUUAUCAGUUUCAAAACUAUGCUGCUAUACCUGAUCUUUGUGAAAAAUUAAAGAAGAAAGAAUUAGAAUAUAAGAAUAUUGUGAUAGAAAAUGAAGAUAAUGUAGCAGCCUAUUAUAAAAUACGUCAACAAUUAGACAGUUUGAGUAGAGAAUUGUUAUAUUUUAUACGUCAACCAUCUUAUUUAUUACCAUUCCUUCAACCUGGUAGAUUAGUUAAAGUAAAGAAUGAUAAUGAUGAUUAUGGUUGGGGAGUUGUUGUUAAUUUUAAUAAGAAAAAGGAAGAUAAAACAUCUUUAGAAAGAGAAGCUGCAGUAUAUAUUGUUGAUGUGUUACUUUAUAUAACUAAAGAUGGUAUUAAAUCUCGUGAUAUCACACAGGUUAAACCUUGUCCACCUUCAGAAAAGGGAGAAAUGCAGGUUGUACCAAUAAUGAGUCAUUUAAUAGAAGGUGUGAGUGCAUUAAGAGUUUAUAUAUCAAAAGAUUUAAGACCAGUAGAUAAUAGAAUGAGAGUUUAUAAAUCAUUAGUGGAGGUAAAGAAGAGAUUCCCAGAUGGUCUACCACAAUUAGAUCCUAUAGAAGAUAUGGGUAUUAAAGACAAGUCAUUGAAAGAAAUAAUAAAAAAAAUAGAAGCCUUUGAACAUAGAUUAUACUCUCAUCCACUACAUAAAGAUAAAAAUUUACAGUAUCUUUAUGAUCAGUAUGAUAACAAAAAUAGGGUGAAUAAUGAAAUAAAAGUUAUAAAAAGUGAGUUAAAAAAGAAGAAAUCAUUGUUACAAAUGGAUGAAUUAAAGAAACGUAAAAGAGUAUUAAGAAGGAUGGGGUAUGCUACAGCUUCUGAUGUUAUUGAGAUCAAAGGAAGAGUAGCUUGUGAAAUCAGCAGUGGAGAUGAAUUAUUAAUGACAGAGUUGUUAUUUAAUGGUGUUUUUAACGACCUUUCACCCCAACAAUCUUGUUCCCUAGUCAGCUGUUUUGUUUUCCAAGAAAAUGCCAAUCAGUUAUCCAAAUUAUCCGAAGAAUUAUCAGGUCCACUCAGGAUCAUGCAGGACACAGCACGUAGAAUAGCUAGAAUAAGUAAAGAAGCUAAGUUAGAAAUAGAUGAAGAAGUCUAUGUUGAUGGUUUUAAACCACAUAUGAUGGAUGUUGUUUUUGCUUGGUGUAAUGGUUCUUCAUUCGCUCAAGUUUGUCAAAUGACAGACUGUUUUGAAGGUAGUAUUAUCAGGUGUAUGAGACGUUUAGAGGAAACAUUAAGACAGUUAUGUCAAGCAGCUAAAGCAAUAGGAAACACAGAACUAGAAAAUAAGUUUGCUGAGGGUAUUCGACAAAUAAAGAGAGAUAUUGUAUUUGCUGCUAGUUUAUAUUUAUAG